This is a messenger RNA of Anolis sagrei ordinatus, 1501 nucleotides long. Lineage: Eukaryota; Metazoa; Chordata; Lepidosauria; Squamata; Anolidae. The record is from RefSeq and is a predicted model, not a curated record.
CCAUCGACCUUCUGUCACUACUUCAGUGCACUCAUUUUCUUACAACCGCAACAUCCUGACUGCAAAAGCAGAACAGAUCACCACCCUGCCCCAGCCAUGGUUUUCCUGUCUGUCUAAGGAGCACAGAAGACUGUUUAUUCAAGUUGUGCUGACGGAUGAGUGGUGCCCAAAGGAAGACGGAUGAUGAUUUCAUACUGUCCCAUGUGUGGAAAACCGGUCUACUUUGCUGAGAGGAAGCGUUCUCUAGGCAAAGACUACCACCCCCUUUGUCUGAAGUGCUACCACUGCAAACGGCAACUCAGCCCUGGCCAGCAUGCCGAGUAUGAUGACAAACCCUACUGCACUCAUUGUUAUCUUCAACGCUUUGGACCAAGAGGAACAAGACCUUCAACAUCUCGCUCAGCUGUUGGUGCAUCUUCUUCAAAGGUUCUAGCAGAAAUCCGGAAAGCCUCCUAGAUGUCCAUCUUUUGUUACAUGGAGGAAGAGCAUUGCAUGAAACAAUAUUUAAAGUAUACAUUUUAAUUAUUUCACUUCAUAAAUGGUGUCUGGCUCCAUGACUGCUGAAUCGGAGCCACCUGAAAAUUAUGGAUAAUUUUCUGGAAAUGUGAGAUAGCAGUGAAUCCUAUAUUUACCACAUAUUACAGUUAUGGUUUUAUAUUGGAAAAUGUGUCUAUUUUAGGAAGAAAGAAAACAUAUUUUGCUAUUUGAUUUUGGUAUGUAAAAGGAACAACAGAGCUAGAAGGUGUAGAAUGAAUUGUAAACUUAUUAAUGGUGUGGAAAUUCACAUUUGUAAAAGUGUGUAGAUAACACAGGACUUCAGUAGAAACAGUACAGUUUACAAGUUAGUUGAAACAGACUUCAUAGACUAUUAGACUGUCAGAACAGAGAGAUGCUUUAGGCUAUGGACUGUUGAUUCUAAGAAAGAAGCCCUUUGUUAUCUACACAGAGAAACUACUUCAAAUUCUAUCUGUAACUGGAUUAAUAAGCAAUGUACCUGUAUGCUGAAUACAUGAAGUUUGUGAGUAAACCAACUAUGUCACUUUUAAAGAAGUCUACUUAUUUUUGGUCUCUUGAGAGCAUGAUUUAAGGGCAAUAUAUUUUAAGGUAGAGUAGAUUUUUUUUGGACAACUGAAAUCACACUUCUGAAACUCUGCUCUGUGUGUGUGCACGUGCAUUGGCAUAUCGUUGUCCCUAACAAUUCGAAGAGAUAUCUAGGUAUAUCAGUUUAACAGCUGAGAAACCUAAUUACCUUGCAUGAAUACUAGUGGAGAUUUAUCACUAAGGAGUAGGUUGAUUCUUCUCAAGGAGAUUCCUGAUUUUCCCACAUGGUAAUGAAUGCCAAUUCUCCCAAAGGUUAUGGCAUCAUUUUUCCAAAAUGUUAAGAUUUUUAACAAAUGCAUGCCUUUCCAAAGAUCAUACUUUCUCCAAAAGCUUAUGGAGAUUUCCAUUUUCCCAAAACUUGCUCAUUCAGUGAUUGCUGACAAUAUGCAAUAAAUCUCUG